UGCUCACUUCACCCUCAAGUGCUGCUCUUCUAUGACGUUGCGAUCACUUUCCAACUGGAGGUCCAGCGUAUCUGGCGGCGGAAGCACUCGGGUGCUACAUGGAUCUUCUUGAUCAUGCGCUAUAGUGCCGUCAUCGAGCGCGUCUUCUUUAUCCUCGAGGUCAUGGUGUGGUAUUCAACAGACGCAGCCUGCGGCGGGAUCAAUCAUACAGAUGAUACGCUCACCAUCUUGAACUACCUCUCCAUCGCCGCUUUCACAGCCCUCCGGAUAUAUGCCAUAUGGCUCCGCGAUUGGAGGCCAUUGGUCGUAGUGAUACCUCUGUCUCUCGUGAGACCUGUGGAAUAUCUUUAUAUCAGCACCUUGAACACGGCAUUACAGGGCGGACAUCUUGUUGGCUGUAUCGACAUGCGAUCUCCGAGCACUCAUCGUAGUUCGUCAGUUUCGACGGCUGCCAGAUCAGCAACAAUCGCGUGCGAUGUGAUCCUCAUCGUUUUAACUUGGAUCAAGACCUUCUCUCUAUUGCGAGAUUCGAAACGAGUGAAUGUGCGCGACACAAUUGCCAAGCCCUUACUGCGCGACGGCACAGCAUACUUUCUCAUCAUUCUCGCCGUUCAGGUCAUCACCAUAGUCUCAGAAUAUACUGAAAGUAGCGCAUCCAUCUGGGUCGUCUGGCCGUACUUCGAACAAGCCCUGACGGUCAUCUUCUUCUCGCGGUUCAUGCUCGACCUCCGGGGCGUCUACUAC
Epithele typhae is the source of this 744-nucleotide messenger RNA. RefSeq lists its product as uncharacterized. Lineage: Eukaryota; Fungi; Basidiomycota; Agaricomycetes; Polyporales; Epitheliaceae. The transcript has 7 exons. The annotation marks the transcript as partial. The record is from RefSeq and is a predicted model, not a curated record.